Molecule: messenger RNA, 8284 nt
Organism: Ahaetulla prasina
Lineage: Eukaryota; Metazoa; Chordata; Lepidosauria; Squamata; Colubridae
Product: KIAA1755 ortholog
Exons: 14
Coding region: 570-4274 (1234 amino acids)
Source: RefSeq, a predicted model, not a curated record
GAAACAAAGAGAAAAGGGAGGGAGAGAGGAAAGAGAGAGAAUGCAUGAAAGCAAAAGAGAAAGAGAAAGGUAGAGAGAAUGGAAGAGAGUGUGUGUGAGAGAGAGAACGCAUGAGAGCAAAAGAGAAGAAGAGGGAGGGAGUUUUUCCAGAGCGGGCAGCCUUUUCCCCCCACCCCUUUCCUUCAUUCCCCUCCCACCCCCUCCUCUACCCCCCCACCCCGGCCGGAGAACCCUUCUCUGUUCGCGAGGCGCUCCAAGGCCGGACCGAGAGGAGCCAGCGCUGGGUCGGGGGGCGUCCCCGGUUGCAGGGAGGAGGAGGACGGGGGUGCAGCCAGGCCCGUCGCCCGGGGCGAAGCACACCUGGAUCCCAUCCGGGACGCCCCCCUGCCUCCCCAGCCCCGCAAGAGCGGAGCCUCUGGUCCAGAAUGCCUGAACGGGAUCCCGAGAGGGGAGCCGGGCGCGGCCAGAGGAACGCGGCCGUCCAGUGAUCCCCGGGGAAGGAAGGAAGGAAGGAAGGAAGGCAGUUGGGGUCUGGGGGCGCCCCCUCCAGCGCCCCUUCCGAAGGAGCCAUGGACCCCCAAUCUCUGGAUGCCGCUGUGCAGAACACCUUGUCUGGGCUCUUCCCUCCCUUCGAGGUCACGGCUCCCACGGUGCUGAGCCAGCUCUUCCGGGUCCUGGAGUCCAAGUACCACGGGGAUGGGCUCUGCUGCCUCCUGGACUUCCUCAUCCCUCUGAAGCGCCUCCUGGAGCACAUCCGACAAGCUGCCUGUGCGCCCUACUCUGGCUGUGUCUUCCUGCACGAAGGCUGGCCCUUGUGUCUCCACGAGAAGGUGACCGUCCAUCUCAGCCCCUUGAACCCCCUACUGCUCCGUCCGGGAGACUUUUACCUCCAAGCCGAGCCUUGUGGGGAGCAGUCAGCCUGCCUGGUGGUGAAGUGUCUCUCCAGGGACUUGACCACCGCUGAGAAGAUCUCCAUCCCUGAUGCUUCUUGCUCUUGGCUCUUCACCGAAGCUUGGUUGGAGGACAUCAACCGAGACCUGGAACGGCCAACCCUGCACACCUGCCUGGUGGCCACCGGCAACGGGAUUGUCCCCGUCCUCUGGAAUAAAAUAGCUACCCCGGAGUUUGUCCAGCUCCCCAAAGCAGAACAUCCUAUGGAGAAGGACUCCGUCCACCCGGAGACCCACUGCAGGUUAAAUGCUGAGCCUCCAAGCCACCAGAAUGGUGGAGACCAGGUCUCCAAACCAUCUCAAGCAAAGUAUCCAGGACUCAUCAAGGUGGACCAAGGGUCCUGGAAGAAGCCCGACCUCUUUGUGGUGCCCAGCCUCUGCGACAUCAUCAGCGAGAACCUGGAAGGCGAAUAUGUCAACCUGGUGGAGUUUUCAGAAGAAUCUCCAAAGGCUGAGAUGUCUCCUCCUGAGGUUGCCGCAUUUCCCGCGGCUGAGAAGGUGCUUCUUCGGCCCAACGGGGAAGCCGGAUCUCAGGGGGAGCCCUGGAACUGUGGGAAGGAGCAAGAUUUGGAGGAAGGUCCCUGUACCCCCUGCCUGAGAAGGAAACUGAGUCCGGACUCCAAGAUCCAUGAGCCACGCUGCCGUUACCGAGACUCCUACAUGGCGGCUCUCCAGAAUCCCAUCAGCUUCAACUCGGGGCUGAUGGCGGCCAUAUUGGAGGAAAUGGACUUGACCCAAGCAGCUUCUGAGAACGCGGAGGCCCAGCCGGAUGAAGGGUCAGGCCAGAUGAUCUCUCCAAACCUCUCGGAGCACCCCAACAAGGACAGGAAAACGGAGGAAAGUCCCAAGUCAGAGGUCACAAAACUGACGAAGUCUCCAGCCGAAGGUCCGGCGGUCAGCAAUAAAUUCUCCUUCUUGAAAGGCCACCGUCCCUUGGCUUCUUCUGGGGAGGGCCCCGGGCCCCCCGAAAAAGCUGGCAAGGGGCCCGAAGGACCUCGAAAGAAAACACUGAUGGUUUCCUCUCCCAAAGUGGCCAGAGCAAAGCCGGCAGCUGGAAAGGGUUCCAGUCAGACUGAAGUCGUUGGGGAACUCUCAAGACCCCUGAAUCUGGACGCUGUUCGCCUAACUCCUUCCAGCACUGAUACUCUGAUAAGCGAGUCGCUUGUCCUGGGAUCGAAUCCCUCCACGUCGGUCCCGUGGGAUCUGCUCAACUCCGAGCUUUUGUCUUCAGGGAUUGCCCGUCUGCCAGGCAGCGUGGACAAGCUCGGGAGGCCCGUGGUUGAAAUCCCCCAAAACGGAGGAGGCUGGCAGGACCCUGGGUUUUCCCCCAAAGAGGUGGCACGGCUUCUACUCUGCCUUUGCUCCAUGGCCAGGAAGCGUUCCCACGACCAGGCGGUGGUAGUCCUCAUUGAUGCCAGAAAGGAAGCACCCCCUCCCACCCUCCCCACAGCCCUGGCAUCCCUCCAGAAAACUUUUCCUGGAUCCAUCCAAGUUCUCCUGCUGGUGGCAGAGAAAGAGGCCACCUCUCAGGUGGAGAAGUUCCUCGGCUUACAGGUGGAGACCGUGACUUCUCCGAAAGCUUUGAGCCGCCACGUGGACAAUAGCCAGCUGACCCAGGCCUUUGACGGUCACUUCCCUUACAACCACGGGGAAUGGGUGCAGUUCUUCCAGAAAGUCCAUCAUUUUGUCGGUGGUCUCAGAAAGGCCUCUGAGUUGUUACGGACCACCACCCAGGAGCUGGAGAAGGAAGAGAGUCUGGAGACCUUGCAGGCAGUGGAGCGCCAAGUCAGCAGGCACCAGCAGCUCAUGCAAGAAGUUCUGCGUGAUGCCCAGCUGGUCAGCUUGCAGAGGGAAGGAGGGGCCACCCUGGCCAGGCUGCGGAAGGAGGCGGCCCGACUCGGCUUCACGCCUGACGUCCGGGGCAGUUUUGAGAGCGCCCUGGCCGUCUACAACCUGGUGGAGGAGGACGUUCACACGCUGGUAACCAAAUCCAACAGUUGCUUGGAGCACUUGGAGUUCCUCAAGAAGAUCCGGGAACUUGAGGAACAAUUUCACCAGGUCACUUUGUGGAUUGAUGAAGAAGGAGAGCCAGAGCUGCAUGCGGUGGGAUUGGCAGAAGGCAGCCUGAAGAAGACCGAAGAGUCCUACCGGCGAUUUAAGGACUUUUUCAAAGAAGCCACAGUUCACUACAACCGGGGCCUCUCCUUAUCCAAGGAAGCUGUCAAGAUCCAUGGGUUCAAGUUUCCCGAGAUGGUCGCCUUUGAGGCAGCCAAGGGAGCUUUCCAAGCUAAGCUGACCAUGUUCUACAUGGACAUGGAGAUGAAAGGAGCAGAGCUGGAAUCUUUCCUGGACCUCUACCGAUUCUGUGACCAGGUCACGGCAUUUCACCUGGACUGCAAGGAACAUCUGGCCCAGUGGAAGGCCAGGGAGAAGGAACCCAACACCGUGGACGUCCAGCAGGACACCAAAGAUGCUCUCCGGCGAAUGUCCGAGGACUUUUCAGAGGAGAAAUUCCAGCAGAUGAAGCUCCAAGCUUCCAGCAUGCACAGCGAGAAGGGUCGCUUGAUCUGGAGUGACGCCUUGAAACGAAGCCAAGAAGCCAAGGGAAUUCUGGAGGAUCUUCUGACCAACUUCAAGGAGGUCAAGGGAAUUACUGCAGGAGGCUGUGGGGAAGAGAGAGGCCCUUCAGCUCCUAACUCAUCCUCAUCAAUCCCAGUUGACCUCCUCAAUGGUGGUGAGGUAUUGGAGACCACCAAGAAUCUGGAGCCAUUCUCCAAAGAAACCGUGGACAGAACGGAUGAAGUUGACCCUUCCUCUCAAAAGAGGUCCUUGUGCAUCAGCUCAGACAUGCAUGUAAGAGACAACAAGGAAGCUUCUCCAGGUGCCACCUUGGAAUUUGGUGGGCUUGACCAUCAGCAUCUGGGUGAGGAGCCCUCCAGAAAACCUCAGAGGACCUCCUGGGAUUCUUCUCCGUUGUGUCGUUCUUCCGCCUCUUCUCCCAAAGCAGAGCCAAUGCCAGGAACCGGGGAGACUCUUCCCCCCUCUGGCCACUCCUGUGCCCCUCUGCCAGUGAGAGGUCCACCAUGCCCCCCAAAGCGAGAGAGAGCCCAGUACUUCCAGCUCUCCAGACAUGGGAGUUUUUCUUCAGAAGACGCUGAUUCUCAGAACUCAUCCGAAGAUGCCGUGGACUCCAGUAGCACGUGGUCCAUGGAACUGCAGGGCCUCCGAGGAGGAGGUGGGGCUCAGGAGAAGGGCCUGGGGAUCCUCUACUUGGAGAACCACAGUCCAAGCAGCGGCUCAAGUCCAGUGAAACCAGAGACUUGAGGUGUUGGAGCUCUGGAUUAUUUCUAGGUCUUCUGGCCAACCGACCUGGUGCUGAAAACAUUCCUGGUUGUUUGGUGCUUUUGUAACCCAGCUGGAUUUUCGCCCAAAGCCCGUUUCUGUUUCUUCACUCUUAACAGGGCAAGCCACUAGUCUAUAUAAAGAGAGCAAAUCUCACUCCCAUCUAGCACUCAUGAUGGUACCUUGUCAGGUCAUGAAACGUCUGCAAGGAAACAACCCAGCUCAGAGAGGAUCAAGGAUCCCACAGUCCUCCUGCUCCUUUUCCUCCACCCUCCCUCCCUCCCUCCCUCCCUCCCUCCCUUCCUGUUCUGUCCCCCUCGCCUCAGUCCGGGAGACACAAGUGAUGACUUAAUUAGCCAGCAACUAUCAGCUCUGGCAGCAAAUUAGCGAGCGUCUGCCAAGUGUCUCUGUUAUCUCUCUUGAUGCCGAUGAGUCAGCCAGGAAACCAGGAACAAACAGGACUUCAGCUCUAGUUCUCUCCCUCUAAGCAGUUGAUUUUGCUCGCCACGAAGUGGUAUAGCAGCCCUUGCUCCCUUUAUAUCCUGUGGGGUGUGGCUCCAUGACUCAGCACUUCCUAGGCCUGCCCCUCCCCUGCUUCUGUUGUUCCCGCCUCUCCUGCCUACGAAACCUAGGGUCCAGCCAGGCCUGAUUGCCAUCAGCCGGGUCGGGAGGCGUGGCCUGGGGGGGGGAAGAGUCAGGGGACGGAGGCCUCGUUAUCUCUUCCACCUGGCCUGCCUCUGGCUCCUGGAGCUGAGCCAGGGAAGCUGGUGCUCCCGAGGUAAGUCCUGACAGCCCUUCCCCCUCACUCUCCAAGUCACUUUCUGGCAGGGGGCCCGGCUCGGGGGGUGCAGACACAACACUUCCCCUCUGCAAAUCUAACUCCUUUCUAGCACUGAUGAUGUUCCUUAGUUGGGUCAUGAAACAUCAGCAAAGAAACCAAGCUCAGAGAGCACCAAGGACCCCACAAUCCUCCUCUUUCUUCUCCUUCCUGGCCCAUAGACAUGAUUUAAUGGAUGACUAGUACUACUACUACUACUUCUUCUUCUUCUUCUUCUUCUUCUUCUUCUUCUUCUUCUUCUUCUUCUUCUUCUUCUUCUUCUUCUUCUUCUUCUUCUUCUUCUUCUUCUUCUUCUUCUUCUUCUCCUUCUCCUCCUCCUCCUCCUCCUCCUCCUCCUCCUCCUCCUCCUCCUCCUCCUCCCUUUUCUCCUCCUCCUCCUCCUCCUCCUCCUCUUACACCGAAGCUGGACCACUGUUCAUUCUUGCAGACUAGAGUCCAAAGUUUCUUAAUAUUUAAAAAAAGUUGGUAAUAGUUUUGCUUCUCAUCCAAGAAGCUUCUUCGAUUCUUGAGAGGCGAAACGUCUUCAAGGCAAAACCAAGAAGGCCCAGUUGCCUCUUGAAAAGGCACCUUUGGCACAACCUCGACCUGGAUGACGGAGAAUCUCCAUAGACAUUGUCCAGAGUGGCUUAAACUAAAAUCCUGAUGGCACCUGUGCUAGAAUUUGGAGGAAAAAUUCACAGCUCUGAAACUCCCCAGGUGUCUUAAGGUCACAUUCGGACUGGCCUACCUCACAGGGAUGAAGCGUAGAAACAAGUGUGAGAAUCUUACCAAUUCAGUAACCUUUGCACUCCUUGGAGAAAGGCAGAAUGAAAUGCAAAGGGGUUUUUCUGGGGGGAGGGGGGAGAUGUGGAAAUCGCUAUGAGAAAAGAACAUGUGUUUAUAAUCUCAUUCUUUUUAUAUUGUUUCUUUUUCAACCAAAAAAGAAAGAAAAACAUUCCUACUUGGUUCACAAAUGUGUUUGUCCAGCAGUUGCUCCUCUUGUGUUUGGCAGGCUCUCUAGUCUGUGCUCUGCGUUCUUAAGCAUUGUGGUUGUGCCUCUGGCUUGCAAUGCUCCGUUCUCAGGCCAGGAAGUGACUUCUUAGGACUGAAGAUAGAAUAAUAGGGUUGGAAGGGAACCCUAGAGGUCUUCUAGUCCAACCCCUCCUGAGCCAGGAAACUCUAUAUCAGGGGCCCUCAAUGUGGAACCCUCCCCACGGGUCCGCAAAGCUAGAAAGUUUGGGGAACUUCGCUAUAUACAAUUCCAGACAAAUGGUUGUCCAGUCUUUUCCCAGAAGCCUUUAGUGAUGGAGCACCUAACAAGUGGAAAAACAAUGCUUAGAACAUAGCGUGAACUUUCUUUCCUUCCUUCCUUCCUUCCUUGAGCCAGUGGUUAGAGUGCAGUAUAAUAUAAUAAUAUAACAUCAGAGUUGGAAGGGACCUUGGAGGCCUUCUAGUCCAACCCCCUGCCCAGGCAGGAAACCCUACACCAUCUCAGUCAGAUGGUUAUCCAACAUUUUCUUAAAAAUUUCCAGUAUUGGAGCAUUCACAACUUCUGCAGGCAAGUCGUUCCACUGAUUAAUUGUUCUAACUGUCAGGAAAUUUCUCCUUAGUUCUAAGUUGCUUCUUUCCUUGAAGUACUGCAGCUACUUCUGCUGACUGCCAGCUGUUUGCAGUUUGGCAGUUCGAAUCUCACCAGGCUCAAGGUUGACUCAGCCUUGUAUCUUUACGAGGUCAGUAAAAUGAGGACCCAGAUUGUUGGGGGCCAUAGGCUGACUCUGUAAACUGCUUAGAGAGCUGUAAAGCACUGUAAAGUGGUAUAUAAGUCUAAAUCCUAUUCCUUCCUUCCUUCCAUCCAUCCAUCCCUUCCUUCCAUUGGCUUUUUUGGCUGCUGCAGCACACGGCUGGCUGAUAUUUAAGUAAUUGUCCACUGGGACUCCAAGAUCCCCCUCAUGUGCUGGCAUUAGCCAAGUUUGACCUUGUCUGUACCUGUAUAGUUAGUUUUUCUUGCCUAAGUGUAGGACUUUAACAUAACAUAACAACAGAGUUGGAAGGGACCUUGGAGGCCUUCUAGUCCAACCCCCUGCCUAGGCAGGAACCCUACACCAUCUCAGUCAGAUGGUUAUCCAACAUUUUCUUAAAAAUUUCCAGUGUUGGAGCAUUCACAACUUCUGCAGGCAAGUCGUUCCACUUAUUAAUUGUUCUAACUGUCAGGAAAUUUCUCCUUAGUUCUAAGUUGCUUCUUUCUUUGAUCAGUUUCCACCCAUCGCUUCUUGUUCUACCCUCAGGUGCUUUGGAGAAUAGCUUGACUCCCUCUUCUUUGUGGCAGCGCCUAAGAUAUUGGAACACAGCUAUCAUGUCUCCCCUAGUCCUUCUUUUCAUUAAACUAGACAUACCCAGUUCCUGCAACCGUUCUUCAUAUGUUUUAGCCUCCAGUCCCCUAAUCAUCUUUGUUGUUCUUCUCUGCACUCUUUCUAGAGUCUCAGCAUCUUUUUUACAUCGUGGCGACCAAAACUGGAUGCAAUAUUCCAAGUGUGGCCUUACCGAGGCAUUAUAAAGUGGCACUAACACUUCACGUGAUCUUGAUUUUAUCCCUCUGUUUACUUUUCUUUUACUUUACUUUACUUUUCUCUACACUGAAUUUCAUUUUGUUGGAUAGGGCCCAGUGUCCAAGUCUGUCAAGAUCCAUCUGGAUCUCGAGCCUAUCUUCUGGGGGGGUUGACUAGAGAAUUCUAGAAGUUGAAGUCCACCUCUCUUAAAGUUGCCAAGGUUGAAAAACAUUGAAGUGUAUGACAAAGUCGAUCGGAACUGAUCAAGGAGAGAUUCAACCUAGUAAUAAGGAGGAAAUUUCUGACCGUGAGAAAACCAAUAGUACAGAAGUUGCCUUCAGAAGUUGUGGGAGCUUCAUCACGGUUAGCUUUCAAGAAAAGACUGGGCUGCCAUCUUACACACCUAGACCACACCUAGAACUCUGCCUCCAGUUUUGGUCACCACACUCUAAAAAAGAUGUUGAGGCUUCAGAAAGAGUGCAGAGAAGAGCAACCAGGAUGAUGAGGGGACUGGAGGCUAAAACAUAGCGAUGAACGGUUGCAGGAACCAGGCCUGGCUAGUCUAGGGAAGAGAAGGACCAGGGGAGACAGGAGAGCAGUCUUCCAAUAUUUGAGGGGUUGCCAAAGAG